UCCAAAUUAGCUUCUGAAAGUAAUCAGAUCGAGAAUGUCGGUUCCUUAUCUGUUAAUUUGUCUACUUCUUUCAAUCUCCUCUGCAAUGGGGUUGCAGAGGCUGACUCCGGGAAACUCCAUGGCCGUGGAGGACUCGAAUCAAUUCCUAGUUUCCCCAAACGGAACGUUUUCAUCUGGGUUUUAUCGGGUGGGAAACAAUUCGUAUUGUUUCUCAAUUUGGUUCACAAAUAGCUUCGAUAAAACUGUCGUAUGGAUGGCCAACAGAGAUAGACCAGUUAACGGACAGCAAUCCAGAUUGACCCUCAAUGUCGAUUCCAAUUUGGUCUUGACAGACGCCGAUGGCUCCGUCGUUUGGUCAACCGACGCAAUUUCCGGCGGUUAUAUCGAACUCCGACUUCUGGAAUCAGGAAAUCUGGUAGUGACGAAUGGAACAGAGAAUUUCAUUUGGCAGAGCUUCGAUUUCCCCACCGAUACUCUGCUUCCAGGCGAACUGGUUUUUGUUGGGUUUGGGUGGUGGUUUGUGUUUCGGAAGAGGGUGCGUGAGGAAUUGGUUAACAUGGGUUACAUUGUUCUGGCGAUGGGGUUCAAAAGAUUCUCCUACGCCGAAUUGAAGAGAGCCACCAAGAACUUCAAGCAAGAGAUAGGGAAUGGGGGGUUUGGAACUGUGUUCAAAGGAGAAUUGGACGAUGGCAGAGUUGUGGCUGUGAAGAGAUUGGAGGGCAUUAUACAAGGAGAAGCGGAAUUCUGGGCUGAAGUUAGCAUCAUUGGGAAGAUCAAUCAUAGAAACUUGGUGAAAUUGUGGGGCUUUUGCGCUGAGAAACAACAUAAGAUGUUGGUGUAUGAGUAUGUGAAAAGUGGGUCUUUGGAUAAACUUUUAUUCUCGGAUUCUGCUGAGGGUUUGGGAUUGGAGCAAAGGUAUGAGAUUGCAAUUGGAACAGCUAAGGGUUUGUCGUAUUUACAUGAAGAAUGUCUCGAAUGGGUUCUGCAUUGUGAUGUCAAGCCUCAGAAUAUACUUCUGGAUGAGGCUUUGGAACCCAAGGUGGCAGAUUUUGGAAUGUCGAAGCUUUUUCGAGAGAUCAAUGAAACUGGAUUCUCUAAGGUGCGGGGGACAAGGGGAUAUUUAGCUCCGGAAUGGAUGAUGAAUCUAAAGGUUGAUGCAAAGGUGGAUGUUUACAGUUAUGGUAUCGUCGUUUUGGAACUUGUUAGUGGAAAGAAUGCAUCUAAUUUUCGAUCGUCCACAAUUGUCGAAGAUAAUGGAUGCACAGAUCUAGUGAAAUGGAUAAUAAAGAGUGUAGAAAAGGGUGAGGUUGAGAAAGUGGUGGAUCCAAGGUUGAAUGUGGAAGAAGGCGACCAAAACAAGAAGAUAGAAAUAUUAUUGAAAGUGGCUCUUCAAUGUGUGAGAGAGGAUCGAAACACAAGGCCUGCAAUGAGUAAAGUUGUGGAACUCCUUGCUAAUUAGGAAGAAUCAAGCCCACACAAUGAUGAUUGAAAAAUGUUAUAUACACCAAAGUGUUUGAUAGUUUUUACAAUUGCCUCAAGAUUCAUUCUUGUUCAUCACUUCAUCGGCUUCUCUUUGCACUAGUUACAAAAGCAAGCAGAGAAAAUAACUCAAUU
Momordica charantia (bitter melon) is the source of this 1614-nucleotide messenger RNA. The record is from RefSeq and is a predicted model, not a curated record. NCBI's taxonomy places the organism in Eukaryota, Viridiplantae, Streptophyta, Magnoliopsida, Cucurbitales, Cucurbitaceae.